Messenger RNA from Exaiptasia diaphana, 2712 nucleotides. RefSeq names its product NF-X1-type zinc finger protein NFXL1. Lineage: Eukaryota; Metazoa; Cnidaria; Anthozoa; Actiniaria; Aiptasiidae. The transcript has 18 exons. Bases 157 to 2682 code for a protein of 841 amino acids. Gene Ontology annotation, biological process: regulation of DNA-templated transcription. Gene Ontology annotation, cellular component: nucleus. Gene Ontology annotation, molecular function: RNA polymerase II transcription regulatory region sequence-specific DNA binding; zinc ion binding; DNA-binding transcription factor activity, RNA polymerase II-specific. The record is from RefSeq and is a predicted model, not a curated record.
UCGCUGUCCAAAUACAUCGCUGGCUCGCAUAACCCGUUUUAUCCUAGACUGCACAUACCGUAGAAUGGGGUUGCAAGAGAUUUUUUCAAUUUUCUGGGUUGUUCAACUGUUUAUACGUUUUACGGACUUCACCUAUAAACCAAAUACUUUUUAGCAAUGGCAAGCGUGUCUAAGAGAGGCCUUUAUUUAGGCCAGGGUCGCGGCAGAGGCCGCGUGGUUCCUCAUCAUAAGCAACAAAUUGGGAGAAAUGUGAAAGACGAAAAGUGUGAAGUGACUAUUAUUGGAAAGCCUUCACAGGAGAGACUGAACAAAGUGCAUAUGAUUAAAGAGUCGGCCAAAAAGUUCGUUGAUGAAAAAUAUGAGGACGACUCAUCAGAGGAUGAAGAAAUAGAAGAUGACAAUAUUAUUAGUACUACUCUGAAGACGUAUACGGACACGUCACAAGAGAGCAUUAAAGAUAAUUCUUUGGAUAGGACAACCCAGUAUUUAGUAGAUUCAUGCCGUCCUGGUGCAAAYGUCUGCUUGAUAUGCAUUGCUACCAUUAAACGUCUUGAUGCUAUCUGGCAUUGUGGUCAGUGUUUCAGUAUAUUUCAUAUCAGCUGUAUACAAAAAUGGGCAAUCGAUGGAGCUGUGCACACUUCUCCUUUAUCUCAAGAAAACUUCCCAGCUUUAGAAGCAAGGUGGUUUUGUCCAAAGUGCAGACAUGAGUUUAAGCAAUCUGAAUGUCCUACCAAAUACUACUGUUACUGUGGAAAAGAGCAAGAUCCCAAGUUUGAUCCCUGGAUUGUACCCCACUCAUGCGGUCAAACCUGUGGUAGAGAACUAAAACCUUCAUGUGGUCAUGAAUGCUUGUUACUUUGUCAUCCAGGUCCUUGCCCACCAUGUCCAAAAACUGUGAAGAGUAAAUGUCACUGUGGAAAAAGUAGCCCCARCACCAGGCGAUGUGGCUCAAAGGAAUGGUCUUGUGGUAAACCAUGUAGCAAAUUGUUGUCUUGUGGACACCAUCAAUGUCACAUUCCUUGUCAUGCAGAUACUGGUCAGUGUGGUGAUUGUCCAAGAACUGGUGAAAGAACAUGUCCAUGCGGCAAAUCCAAAUUGUCAUUACCAUGUACAGAAGAUGUCCCUACUUGCGGUGACACUUGCAAUAAGAAACUAGAAUGUGGUCGUCAUAACUGCACUCAAAGAUGCCAUGUUGGUCCYUGUGGUGCAUGUCGACAGUUCAUUAAUAAGAGGUGUCGUUGUGGUAAAUAUGAGAAGCAUGUUCAAUGCUGCAAUGAAUACCUAUGUGAAUCCAAAUGUACCAACAUGAGACAGUGUCACAGACACCAAUGCAAGAGAAAAUGCUGUGAUAAYAAAUGUCCACCGUGUGAACAGAUAUGUGGAAGAAGUUUAAACUGUAAAAACCACAAAUGCAACUCUCCUUGUCACGAAGGUUUGUGCUACCCUUGUCCACUUACAGUAAAUGUGUCUUGUUUUUGUGGCAAAACUGUUGUUACAUUACCUUGUGGAAGAGAGAGAACUACUAAACCACCCAAGUGUCAUGAGUUGUGCAGAUCUCCACCUGAUUGUCACCAUUUACAGCGUAUUCCUCAUCGGUGUCACUUUGCCAGCUGCCCACCAUGCAGACAAACCUGUGGAAAUGCUUAUAAAACAUGUGAACAUUCCUGUCUGUUACCUUGUCAUGAUAACAUACCAGAGAAGGCCAGUACAAAGAUCUCGCAAGGGCAGAAAUUAACUUGGGGACCGGUGAAUCGCAAGCCCGAGCCAGAAUCAGUUGUUUGUAUGCCAUGUCCACCCUGUCAGUCACCAGUGCAAAGGAAGUGUUUUGGUGAACAUGAGACCCAGUCAUUUCCAUGCAGUCAGGCAAAGCGUUUCUCCUGCUGCCGUCCAUGUGGUCGAMUUUUGUCAUGUGGAAAUCACAGUUGUAAACUAGAAUGUCAUUAUGUAACUAGUGCCCCCAACAUUAAAGAGGUAAGCAAUAGAAUAGGCAAUCUCUUAUUAUGGCUGCUUACAUAUUUUAGGAARGUUAUGCCUUUACUUUUUUGCUAUUAUAAUAUAUUUUUAUCAAAUAGUGUAAGUUGUAGUUUAGCGGUGGUCACACCCAGGUUGAACAUCUUAGCAAGAUUCACGGAAGAUCAUUGGAUAAAUAUAACCACAAUUCCUUAUAAUACUGACAUGAGUUUUAAUUUUAAAAGUGAAUGGACUUCUUCUGAGACAGAGAAAAGAGACAAGCUUAUGUCAUGCAAAAAUCAAUGUCCCAAAAMAUUACAAUGUGGCCAUAGAUGUUCAAUUGACUGUCAUCGUGGACCAUGUCCCAAGCAGUGCAACAAGAAAACAUAUCUUAGAUGCCCAUGUAAACGRAAAAAAAAGGAUUUCCCAUGCAACACUGUCCAGCUUGGUAAAAUAUCAUUAGAAUGUGACAGCGAAUGUGAGGAAACGAAGAAACAACACAAACAGAAAGAAGAAGAAGAGAAGAAGAGRAAAAGAGAAGAAGAAUUGCGCUUACAAAAGGAGGARUUGGAAUUAUAUGAAAGAAACAGACAUGGCAAAAAGCGCCGCCCAAGRARGAAAGAAGAAGAAGUUGUAAAAGACUGGUGGAUAGUGACACACAAAAGAGACAUAUUUUUCAGUGCAAUUGCUAUUGCCAUUGUUGCUUGUUUAUUUUAUCUUGCCAUUAGUUAAUGGCUUCUAUUUACAUAUUAUUCAUACAUA